AUGACUCUCGCUGGAGACACGAUGGACGACUCCUUGGACCCUCUCAAGAGAGAUAAGAAAGAGUAUCGAUGGGAGAAUCCACUAGCUUUCAACUCAGAUCCACCAGAGACAUCUGGCACAGAUGGACUGGCGAUGGUUGUGACCUCCGAUUUCUCUCAGAUAGAUGCCGCUUUAUCCUCCGAUAGUCUGCUUGCGAGUCGGAGCGCGAGUGCGUCGGUAACGCCUGGCUCAUCAACAGCUUCAUGGACCUAUAGCUCAAGCGAUAUUGCCUCAACAACGGUUCUCUCAACUAGCAGUUCGCUUUCGGUGUCUGAAUCCUCAACUCCAUCGACCACAACGUUGGCAAUCUCGACUACGGCAGCAGCCAUGACUCUCUCCGGCACGAGCGCAAGCACAACCAGCGCCCCCGAAACAGCAGCCCCUGGCGCUUACUCGGGCGGAGGAGAGUCGGUCAAAAACAAAUUGGCCAUCGCACUUCCGAUCGCUAUCGUUGGCCUUCUCAUAAUCCUAGCCCUGGUCUUCUUCUUUCUACGCCGCCGAAGACGUCGUCACGGCCGGCCCCCAUACGAGAUGACAGCCAACGAGACUCCGGGUGUCUCAACUGCAGCUCUCAUGGCUGUGCCCAAAAUUGUGACCCCAGACCCUGCGGCAGCAAGUCUGCCUCGCUCACCCGUCCGCGAUGUUAGUAGUCAGGAUCAUGCAACUGCACCUGUCUCUGCGUCUGCACGAUCUGACAACGACUCGCAUACGGAACUCGGACUUGCCGUAGCCGUGCCGAUGGAUCAACGAUUCAGCGCAACAGAGCAUACUCUCCGCGGGUUUAGUCGGCCUCCAUCGACGGUAGUAAAUCGUGCAAGCGCAGGGCCCUCUCGUGCUGGCCUGGCUAGCGUAUGCAUGCCGUUCCAGAAUCAGAGCAGCGACGACAACGAUUCCGUGUCGAUUAUUUCGGGCGAGUACACCCGAAGAGAUCAUGCGCAUGACUUCGAUGAUAUGUCCUCGGUGUCAUCCCUUAAUGACGAUCACCUGGAGUCCCACAAUCAUGGCCAGUCCUUUAGGUGA
Messenger RNA from Penicillium canariense, 1059 nucleotides. RefSeq lists its product as uncharacterized. Bases 1 to 1059 code for a protein of 352 amino acids. The record is from RefSeq and is a predicted model, not a curated record. The transcript has a single exon. Lineage: Eukaryota; Fungi; Ascomycota; Eurotiomycetes; Eurotiales; Aspergillaceae.